Messenger RNA from Neohortaea acidophila, 1701 nucleotides. Its product is annotated as Scd6-like Sm domain-containing protein. The coding region runs from base 1 to 1701 and encodes 566 amino acids. The transcript has 3 exons. The record is from RefSeq and is a predicted model, not a curated record. Gene Ontology annotation, molecular function: mRNA binding. Gene Ontology annotation, cellular component: P-body. Gene Ontology annotation, biological process: P-body assembly; cytoplasmic stress granule assembly. Lineage: Eukaryota; Fungi; Ascomycota; Dothideomycetes; Mycosphaerellales; Teratosphaeriaceae.
AUGUCGGAAUACAUUGGCAGCCGCAUUUCCCUCAUCUCCAAGUCAGAUAUCAAAUACAUCGGCACCCUGCACGAGAUCAACAGCGACACCCACACCGUUGCCCUCGAAAGCGUCACUUCAUAUGGCACCGAAGGCAGGAAAGGCAAUCCCGCCGAAGAGAUCCCGGGCUCGGAUCAGGUCUACGAAUACAUCGUCUUUCGCGGGAGCGAUGUGAAAGAGCUCACAAUCGUCGCACCUCCGUCGGCGAAAGAGAACCAGGCGCCGCCGAAAAUGCCCGAUGACCCUGCCAUUCUUGCGUCCGCGCGACCGGGUUCUCAAUCACAACAGCCACCACCUCCCCCUCAGUUUGGCGGACAACAACACCCUUACCCUCAGCAACCUCCUCCCUUUGGCUAUCCGGGGCCUCCACCGCCAAACUCCUUUCCCAAUCCACCUCGAUUCCAGGGCCCAGGCGGGGCUCAUGGCUUUCCAGGAACUCCUGGCGCGGUUCCGGGCUAUGGCAUGGGCCAUGGUCCCCCACCGGGUGGUCCCCCACCGGGCUACUACGGCCCACCUCCCGGCCAAGGCUUCCAGCGACCGCCUCAGCAGUUCCCACCAAACCAACCGAUGCCUCCUGGUCCUCACGGGCAGCCAAUGAAUCAGCAACCCUCGGCACAGCAACAACCUCUUGCCAGCAGCAAGUCUGGUACACCGCAGCCGACCGGAAGUAAUGGCCCAACACCAGCCCCUCCCCCAGCCUCGCAACCCGCUCCAAAGGCUGCUCCUCCACUUCCAAACGACACGAAACCAGCCGCUCCUGCCGCUUCAACCCCUCCUACCUCCACGCAGCCAUCAGCACAGUCGAAGGCGACAUCAAAGCCAAUCAACCGCGUUGCCCUCCCCCUUCCGGCCGGCAAGCCCGCUCAGAAACCGCCUCAGUCAACUCCGACCACCGCCCCCGCGAGCCAGCCACAGUCCAUUGCCGAUGCAACGCAAGCCGCCACUGCAGCCGUUGCGGCAGCCAUGGCGAAGCUCGGAUCAGCCAAUCAAGCCUCAGGUCCACCUUCCGGAGGAGCGAUGGACAACCUGACGCAAAAGGUCAACCAGAUGAGGGUGCAGGAGCAGCAACGUGGACGUGGGCGCGGGCGGGGUGGUGCCCCACGUGGUGGGCGUCGAGAGAGCGGGCCGACCACCAUCGACGUCCCCAAGGAAGACUACGAUUUCGAGGGCGCGAAUGCCAAGUUCAACAAGCAGGAUUUGGUGAAGGAUGCCAUUGUUCCUGGUAGUCCAAUUUCCACUCCUCCCAAUGGGGAGGUCGGACACGCAGAUGCGAAUGGGCUGGCCGGCGACAAGGAGGAGGACAUCGUCAUUCCCACCAAGCCAAGCACGGAGAAGGGCUACGACAAACAAUCCAGCUUCUUCGACAACAUCAGCAGUGAUCUCAAAGACCGCCGUGAGCAGAUGGAGAAGGAUACAUCGAUUGAUGGACGAGCGAUGCGGCGCGAGGAGCGGAGCAAGAACAUGGAAACGUUCGGACAAGGCUCUGUGGAUCAAGGAGGGUAUCGCGGCGGCUUCCGCGGUCGUGGCCGUGGUGGACGUGGCUUCAGCAACAACUACCGCGGUGGAGGGUAUCGAGGUGGUCGCGGUGGCUACGAGACAAGGGGCGGCCAAGGAUUCAGGGGCAGAGGUGGAAGAGACGCAUCCGAAACGACCUUCGCAUAG